This is a messenger RNA of Naegleria lovaniensis, 918 nucleotides long. RefSeq lists its product as uncharacterized. NCBI's taxonomy places the organism in Eukaryota, Heterolobosea, Eutetramitea, Acrasida, Naegleriidae. The transcript is spliced from 2 exons. Bases 1 to 918 code for a protein of 305 amino acids. The record is from RefSeq and is a predicted model, not a curated record.
AUGGAUAUUUUAAAAGUAACAGGAGAGCCGCUACCCUAUAGAGUUCUGUAUAUUGAUAAUGAUAUCAACAAUAUCAAAAGCGCAAAAGAGAUCGGAAUCUUGACAUGUCAUGUGGUGCAAGGCUCAAACGGUGUUCCUCUCCCAAACACCGUAGAUUUCCAAAUAGACACAAUCUAUCAUGUACAGACCGACCUUAAGGAAUUGAAAAAUUUUAAGCGACAAGGAGACACUGACGAAGAACGAGGCAGUCCUUUAGCUAUCAGAAAUGAUAUCGUUAAUACCAAAUCAAAACUUAUAUCAAACAGUAGUACUAAUCUUGACAAACGACACAUGGUUUCCUCGACGCUCUUGCAAGAAGAUCUUCCUUUUAAACCCAAUCCCAUCCAAAGGCCCUCUCCCAUCGUUAAUAAGGCAUCCCCAACUCCUGAAGUUGUGGAAAUUCCAAGUUCAAUACCAGUAGACAAAAAAACGCCCUUAGAGAAAAUUAAAUUAAACUCCAUUGAUCCCUCUUCGUCAAGCAACUUUAAUAACACAAAUAUAGGAGUGAGAAACAGUAUGGCAUCAGAAAGUUCUUCGAGCAAUACGCCAAAGAAAAAGAAGAAAAGGAAAAAGAAGGAAAAAGAACCUAAAGUCUCUGAUGGGGCAGGAGACGAUAGCGGAUCAGAAAAAAAGAGAGUGAAACAACUACCACCUCUGCAAACAACGCCAAAUGGUCUUAACCAUGUUAUUGACGACAUCACGUUCCCAAAACAAAAACAAACUGAAAUUUCCAAUACCAGCGAACUUUUGAAAGAUUUAAACUUGGAUGAAGCACAUGGAAAGAAGAAGCUAAACCCUUUACCUUUUAGGAGGCCAGAUGAUGAUCCUUUCUCCAUUCAAAAUAAUUCCAAGAAAGCUUAUUCAGAAUUAAUGUUUUAG